GAGUCCCGGUGCAGGAUGUCCGAGCGGCCGGGCCUUCCCGCGCCCGUCAUCAUGUGCCCGGGCGACUCCCCGAAGCGCGUCCUGGUCUCUGUCAUCAAGACCACCCCCGUCAAGCCGCCCCGCGGAGGCGAUGGCCGCGCCCCUCCGCCGCCGCCCAUCCCCACCAGCCCGGGCUUCAGCGACUUCAUGGUCUACCCGUGGCGGUGGGGGGAGAACGCGCACAACGUCACCCUCAGCCCCCCGCCGGCCACGCCGCAGCCUCUCCGCGAUGGCGGCGGCGGAGGAGGAGGACCAGGGGGCGGCGGCGGCGGCGGCGGCGUCCGUGGAGCCGCGGGGCGCUCGGGCGGAGAGGACGAGGAGGCGGGCAGCCCGGACAGCGGCAUCGGGGGCGGCGGGCACUUGAGGGAUGGGACUAGGAGAGGUCGACCAAGAGCAGACACUGUCCGAGAUCUAAUAAGCGAGGGAGAGCACUCUUCAAGCAGGAUUCGUUGUAGUGUUUGCAACAGAGUAUUCCCACGAGAAAAGUCUUUACAGGCCCACAAAAGAACUCACACUGGUGAAAGGCCUUAUUUGUGUGACUACCCAGAGUGUGGGAAAGCUUUUGUUCAGAGUGGGCAACUUAAAACACACCAACGUCUCCAUACAGGGGAAAAACCUUUUGUGUGCGCAGAAAAUGGAUGCGUAAGCAGAUUCACGCAUGCAAACCGUCAUUGUCCCAAACAUCCAUAUGCAAAGCUGAGGAGAGAAGAACCAACAGACAGACUGAAUAAAAAGCAAACUGCAGAGAACAAAGCUGUUGCUGAAUGGCUAGCAAAGUACUGGGAGAUGAGAGAACAGCGCACUCCUACAUUGAAAAGCAAAACUACUCAUAAGCCUGACCAGGAGCAGCAGGAUCCCAUGGAAUACCUUCAGUCUGAAGAUGAGGAGGAGGAGGAAAAAAAUAUUGCCCAUUCAGUUUCUUGUAGCCGCCUACAAGAACAGCGCGAACGCUUGCAUGGAGCACUGGCACUCAUUGAGCUUGCCAAUUUGGCUGGGGCACCAUUACGACAGUGAUAGAAGAACUGGACCUGCUGAUUAAAAAGUACUGCAUUUGGUACUUAAAACCAGUUAGCUCCUGGGCAUAAGCUAAGCACCUUAUUUGCUUCUAUAGGCUGCUAUUCUGUAGAAUUUAUGAAGAAUGUUGUCGCCCCAGAAAAUGGGGUAAGAGAAUUGCACUUUUUUUUUUGUAUGAGAAAGUCAGAUGUAAAGCUUUUUAAAGUAUUUUGUAAAUAGGAGACUGUAUAAUGCAGAGUGGGAAAUGCUCAUUUUAUGGAAAGCUAGAUUUGCAAAGUUAGGGCUUUGCUCUUAAUCACAAUUAUGUGGAAGUGAGUCACUGCAAUCAGUGGGGCUUGCCUCUGUGUAAAAGUGUGUAAAGUCAGAAUUCCUGUCAUUCUUUGAUACAGUUUUCACAGGAAGCACUUUCUGAACUCGAUUAGAUUAGAAUGAUGGUACGUAUAUUCAAAGAAAAUAGCUGAAACCUUUUUUAAAAAAUUGGAUGUAAACAGUGAUGCAACCAUGGUUUUUCAGACAUCAAUAUUUUACCUAGCAUUGCUCGCAAGAACGCUAGAAAUAGCUGUUGUAACCUUGUAGCAGCAUAGAAUCACUGGGUAGUAUGUCGUUCAGGAUCUUCACUGUGACUACUGACAUGGAGACUGACUUUCCUUUAGGUAGGCUGAGGUCUUGGCAGUCUCUUGGUUGAGUAGCACUUGUUGUUCCCAACAGAAUAUUGGGAACAUUUGCACAUUGUUGGACUCAUCUAUGAUAACUGAGUGAUACAUAUUGCAAAUUCUAGGCAUCAUGGUAACAUUCCAUCAAUUGAGGAUUUCUUUCAGAUUCAGACCCUAUAACAAUGGGAUUUGUUUUUGGUAAUGGGGAUAUUUACAGGGUAGCAUUGGUUUUAGUAAAAGACAGCAAACACUAAUACUGCUUCAGAAGAUUUUAUUGCAGAUAGAUAUUUCUUGCAUAACGCCACCUUAUUGCUUCCAUUUGAAAUGUUACAUACCAAGUUUUGUGUUCACUAGCUAGUACAGUUAUUGAUAAAAGUAUUUGCUAUACAAUUAGUAAAUUAGGCUUCCAGAAGUAGUUGCAAGUGUGGAAUAUAUGGAUUAGUAUUUUUUCCCUUUCCCCCCAAAUUAAGAUAUAGGGAUAGCACUUAGUGUUCUUGAGCACUCAACGGAAAAAAAAGUUAUAGCCUUAAUAGUUUUAAGUUAUCAUAUGCCAGGCAUGUGCCUUUCAUAGCGAUUUGUGAUCAAAUUGAGUAGAGGUGCAUAAUAGACUAAGAGAAUUUUAUGCUCCUGUUUUUAG
This is a messenger RNA of Lacerta agilis (Sand lizard), 2343 nucleotides long. It is a transcript of the gene ZNF367, whose product is annotated as zinc finger protein 367. Gene Ontology annotation, biological process: homophilic cell-cell adhesion. The record is from RefSeq and is a predicted model, not a curated record. Lineage: Eukaryota; Metazoa; Chordata; Lepidosauria; Squamata; Lacertidae. The transcript has 5 exons. Gene Ontology annotation, cellular component: cell-cell junction. Gene Ontology annotation, molecular function: ionotropic glutamate receptor binding. The coding region runs from base 16 to 1053 and encodes 345 amino acids.